Messenger RNA from Cuscuta epithymum, 1966 nucleotides. Lineage: Eukaryota; Viridiplantae; Streptophyta; Magnoliopsida; Solanales; Convolvulaceae. The record is from the annotation of a GenBank genome assembly.
CAUUACCUCUGUUCAUUUAUACUUGGGCCAUUUUGGUAUGUAGGCCUAUUGGCCUAAACCCCCGUAAACCUUUCCAUUUCCACUCUGACGCUUCUAACCCAUACGACGAUUCAAAUCUCAAACCAUGCUCCAUCGCUUCAUCUGCAAAUCAUCUCAUCUCCGAUUCCUCACCCAAAUAUCCAGCAAUACUCAUUUCCUGAAAUCGAAUAUCUGUUCUACUCGCCCCACGAUCACUGCUCCUGCCUCCUUUUUAUUCCUUAAGAAUUUCCAAUUUUUCUCCACUGACAGGGGCAACAAUGGCGGAGGUUCUCCAUACGGGCCCUCUGAUUCAUGGAAGCUAUCUUCCGACACUGAAUCCGUGUUCUCGGAGGAAAUAGAUGUAUCAGAAACAACUCCACGAGGUGAAAGCCCCCUCUUUAGGGAUUUAGAGGUACCGGAAAAGGGGAGUGCGGUUGCCAGCGGUGGAUUAAGAGAGGAUCACCGGCCGUGGACAAUUGAGGAGGAGGACAGUAACAACAAUCUGUUCGGAAUUUUGGCAGAAGAUGAAAAAGGACACGGGGAGGUAGUAAGUAAGGACACUGUUGGGGAGGGGAAGGAAGAAUGGGCCACAGCAGCGGGGUACCAGCCCUGGAGUGUGGCUGUGGAUAAUGUUGGUGAGACGGUCUUUGAUAUAGGAGAAGAACAAAAGCUUGAUGGUGUUGAUUUUAACGGAGAGGAGGAGGAAAGGUUGCGGAAGGAAAAGCUAGAGGAGGAAAAGAGACUCGAGAUAGAAGAGAAAGCUCUCACUGCUGUUCUCAAAGGUCCAAACCGUGCAUUUGGGGAUUUAGUUGCAGCUUCUGGAAUCACCGAAGAAAUGCUAGAUAGUCUGUUGACUUUAAAAAACCUUGAAGACAUUCAAGGAUUGCCACCUCUACACGAAAUAGAAGAUAUGCGCUAUGAAAGGAACACAAGAAAAUCCAAUAGAGCAGAAAUUGAGCGUCAAAAACAAGAGGAAGUUGCCAAGGCAAGAGUAAGACAAGUGGAUGAGAAGGGAAGGGCAUAUGGGACAGGAAAGAGAAAAUGCAGUAUAGCCCGUGUUUGGAUUGAACCUGGUGAUGGAAAAUUUAUGGUAAAUGAUAAAGAGUUUGAUGUCUAUUUUCCAAUGCUUGAUCAUAGGGCCAACCUUCUCCGUCCUUUUUCGGAAACAACAACAUUGGGUAUGUGGGAUAUUAAGUGUACCGUAAAAGGUGGUGGCAUAUCAGGUCAAGUUGGUGCGAUUCAGUUGGGCAUCAGCAGAGCGUUGCAAAACUGGGACCCUGAGUUGCGUCGUCCUCUGAGAGAAGGUGGUUUCUUGACAAGAGACUCAAGAGUUGUUGAAAGGAAAAAGCCCGGUAGAGCAAAGGCUAGAAAGAGUUUCCAAUGGGUUAAACGUUGAGCUUUAACUGUAUGGUCAAUUUUUGUAUCAGUUACUAUAGAAUAUCACUGAGCUAAGUAAAUUUUUUUUUUAUCUUGGUUCAUAACUUCAUAUUAUUCAAUAAUUUUAAUUAUUAUGCUUUCCGUUUUUGAAACAAGGGAUGAUUUUUCAGAGUCAAGGUUGCAAUUUCUAAUGUCAUCUGAUGUUGCUGAUGCAUUGAUGAAUAUGAUGAUCAGAUGUAUUUUGGUCUUCCAUUUUGCUUCAAACGGUCGGACGCAAGUGAUAAUAUACGUUAAUCAAACAAGAUUACAAAAAAAUAUUACUCUGGUUAUACACUUGUGUGGAAUAAAUUAACGGAAUGCACCCUGAAAAACCGAAUUUUACACUUCAAAGUUCAUUCUCUGUUUCUUUACAUUAAGUGCAGUCGUGCAGAUGUGCUUGUCAAUUGGUGUUCGUACUCGGAAAAAUAUUUUCGUAUUUCAAAUAAUACGAAGUAUUUUAGAAAAGAUAUGUACGGAGGUUUUUUGUAAAGGCUAAAGGGUCAAAUAGGUACAUGAACUAACUUAAAGUGUU